GGAAGCCAAACUUUCAACACCCUUCAUGUACAGCUCUUCUUACAAUUUGAUCGAUUCUUAAGACCUCGUAGGCACGCAAGCCAGUUGUUUGUUACUCAGCUCCAUGCGCCGCAUUCCGUCCGAAGUGGAUCUACACACCGUAAACCGUAUCAACUAGCAGCAUCUAAUUUAGGAGAGCAAUGCCGACGAGGAGAACGCACAACAAGACGAGGUUGGGAUGUCAGCAGUGCAAGAGGAGACGCAUAAAGUGUGACGGCAAACAUCCAACAUGUGCGAACUGCGACAAGAAGGGCGAAACAUGCAGCUUCCUUCAGCUAGCCCCCUUAUCACGGCUCACAGGUCCAACAUUAUCCAGAGGACCAGCGACUUCGGUAUCACCACUUUCUGAAGCUUCUAGCCUACAUACACUCUCACCACCAGAUCCAAAUUCCGCCGAUAACGAAGCUGCCAAGCUAAAGAGAGGCUCCUCGCAAACAUCACCGCUAGCUGGUAAUCAGUUGGUUUAUUUUCCGACGCCGCUACAACGCGACGUCCCUCCAUCAGAACAGUGCCUCGAGCCUCGAGGGUCGUCGAGCCCUAAACCUCCAGUACCUAUUUAUUACCCUGAAAUGAAGAUAUGGGAGAGCUCUAUUCCACCGUACCUUCGCCUAAACGAUGUUUGGAAAGGCAUCAGAGAGCCGUUGCCUCCUUCGCUCCAAGAUGUUCUAUACCACUACGAAUACACGACAAGUCUCACACUAGCCAACGAUGACCCUGCUAAGGCAGCAUGGCAGUCAUGUGUACCUGAGAUGGCACAUGCGCACGAUUUUCUGGUCAAUUGUGUGCUCUCAGUCGCUUCACUCCACCUUGGUCGACUCCACGACGACAAAACUCAAAAGAUAAACAUGAACGCUCUAGCAGCAUCAAGGAUGAACAAAGCUCUGACAACUUACCGCCUUAAUCUGGAGAAUAUCACAGCGACCAAUGCGGCAGCGCUCUUUGCGAGCUCGACACUCACAGCUGUCUACUUGUUUCGCACGUCAGCACUAGAUAUCGAGGCGUUGCGCGAGACAAUACCAUACGGUACUGUCAUACCUCCUCCAGGGGUUGUCGACAAGAUGAUGUCCUGCGUUCUGCGAACAGUUUGGGGUCUCCGUGGUCCGCUCACAGUGCUGAUGAGUGGUUGGAACUAUGUCGUUAACGGAGCGAUGCAUCCAGUCGCGGCACGCAAGUGGUGGCCAAGAAGGCGAACCCCAGCUACUGCUCGUGCAGAGGAAGAGGACCGGCGGCUACAGGAUAUCGACAAACUGUGGAUGGACACAGACAAGGCCUGGGAGCCUCAAACUCGACAUCUGAACGAAGCACUUGCUUUUCUUCGCGAGACGUACGCAUUGGUGUCGCAGCUCACGCUUCCUGGAGUCUUUCCUCCGAUGACGGCGGUUCCUUACGCAGUUGACGACAACACUACUGGCGUGCUCACCGACCGCGGCGCGAUCUUCGUGUGGCCAACACAGAUCUCGCGCGAGUUCAUUCAGCUCCUCGAGAGCAAGGACCGGGAUGCCCUGGUCAUCCUUGCGCACUACGCUGUACUGGCCGGCCGAGUGCGUAACGUCUGGUGGCUCGAGGGUCUGGGUGCCGAUUUUGUCACUGCCAUAGCCAUGGCGAUUGGCAUUGAGAACUGGCAUUUGAUCGAAUGGCCUGCACGUGUGGUUGGAGUCAAUCUGUGGAACGCCUUCGGUGUUAGGCAAGACAGACUUGUGGGCAAGCCUGAUGAGCUGCACAUGGAUGUGAUUUGA
Macroventuria anomochaeta is the source of this 1775-nucleotide messenger RNA. RefSeq lists its product as uncharacterized. Bases 180 to 1775 code for a protein of 531 amino acids. The transcript has 2 exons. Gene Ontology annotation, molecular function: DNA-binding transcription factor activity, RNA polymerase II-specific; zinc ion binding. Lineage: Eukaryota; Fungi; Ascomycota; Dothideomycetes; Pleosporales; Didymellaceae. The record is from RefSeq and is a predicted model, not a curated record. Gene Ontology annotation, biological process: regulation of transcription by RNA polymerase II.